AUGGGUGUCUUAGCUGCGAUAGCGUUGGCCUGCGCUUUCUUCGCACUAUCCGGGUGGGCCGCGCCUGAAACCGCGGUAGAGAGCGUGGCGAUCCCGAACACUCACCAACUUAUCUAUUACCACGGCCGCUGGGAUGCCUCACCUGGGACAUGGUGGGCGGGGUCAGGCCUCAAGCUGCACGUCCAGGGCCUCUCAUCGCUGGCUCUCCACCUCGGACCACACACCACUACGCCGCUCGCCUCUGUUGGUGUCUCUGUCGACUACCAGCCGUUUUACACUGUGAACGUGUCUGCUGGGCUGAAUACCGUGCCGUUGAGCCACUCUCCGUUGAAGCGUUCGGCAGACAAGACGUCGACCAGCGUCGUGCGUAUCAAUGCCGAGGGCUGGCAGAAUAACCGUAUCAACCUCGAGAGUAUCAUUCUCAACAAGGGCGCGAAAUUACUACCGUACACGCCUUCCAAACUCGCUUUCCAGUUCAUCGGAGAUUCACUGUCAGCUGGCGUCGGCCCGGGCUCGCAGGGACAGUUUCUUCCGCAAGGAGUCGAUCAGGCAUGGCCAUUCCUCACCGGAGAAUUCUUCAAAGCGGAGCACCGUGUGAAUGCGCAGCCCGGCGCGGCUCUCAGCGAUAUCGUUUCUUAUGGAAACCAACACGGGGUGUCUUUCCAGUACUUCCGGACUGAGGACACUGGAUAUUUUGACACGACUGACCACAACUACACGACCCCUUGGGACUUUGCGCGCGAUCGGCCUGCGCCUACACACAUCGUGAUCCACAUCGGCGCAAACGACGCCUCGCAGAACGUGACGGCAGAUGCGUUCGUGCAAACGUACCAGAAUUUCCUCACUCGUCUACGCGGUCUAUAUCCCGUCCAGCCUAUCUUCGUUUUCACUCCGUGGGGCUGGCCAAAUGCGGACGGUUCCAUCAACUACUACUAUGACGGGCAGUACGAGCGCAUCGUGCAAGAGCGGCAUGUCAUGGGCGACCGCAAAACGUUUCUCGUGAACACCACGGGGUGGGUGUCGUGGGAGGAUGUUUUCCCCGAUAAUCAGCACCCAAACGUCGCGGGACACCAGAAAAUCGCGUCUCUCUUCGGGGCAUGGUUGACGGAAUGGGGUCUGCAACCUCAGCAUACUUCGUUCUGA
This is a messenger RNA of Trametes versicolor FP-101664 SS1, 1143 nucleotides long. Its product is annotated as SGNH hydrolase. Bases 1 to 1143 code for a protein of 380 amino acids. Lineage: Eukaryota; Fungi; Basidiomycota; Agaricomycetes; Polyporales; Polyporaceae. The record is from RefSeq and is a predicted model, not a curated record. The transcript has 11 exons.